Molecule: messenger RNA, 2838 nt
Organism: Schistosoma turkestanicum
Lineage: Eukaryota; Metazoa; Platyhelminthes; Trematoda; Strigeidida; Schistosomatidae
Source: the annotation of a GenBank genome assembly
AUGAGAACAAAUUCCAGAAACUUUGAAUUCCAUUCAUCAUUUUCAAGUUUACCUUCAAGUCAAAAAGUGAAAGUUUCAGAAAAUCAAACAUGCUGUAAUACUGUAGACCAACUUAGUAAUAAGAAUUCUAGUUAUAUUAACCAAAUAAAUUUACCACACAUGUCAUAUCUAAAUUCAAUCUUGUCACCUCAACGUACCUAUUUUAAUCAACAAUCUGUAAUCAGUUCAACACCACCUAUCAUUAACAAUAACAACCUAAAUAAACUUAAUGUGCCAUUUACUUUAGGUGAUAAUCAAACAUUGUACAAAGAUGAAACUAUACACACUUCCGGUGAUAACAGCAGUAAUGUGAAUUCAAGAAAAACUGAAACUAUAUUAUGCUUAAAACGUUUAUUUACCUUUUUGUUAUCACAUGUUGGUUUAGCUAUUCUGGUGAUUAUUUAUACAAUGAUUGGUGGUUCAAUGUUUUAUGCUGUGGAACGUGAUCAUGAAUCAGAAAUAAAACUUAAAAUGUUUGAGAAACGCACAGUUUUAGUGAAAGAUUUAAUUCUAGAAUGGCGAAACUCACAACUGGAAUUACUGGAUACUAUACUGAAUCAUGUAAAUAUAAUUCAACAAUUUGAACGAACAAAUUUUGGCAGGAAAUUAAAUAUUCACUCGAACUUAUAUGAUUCUAUUGAAAAUUUAGCUAUAGUAAAUAGUAUUCAUAGCAAACGUUAUCUAUCAAACGAAUUAAAAGAUGAACAGAAACAGCAAUUAGAUGGUUUAUCAUGGUAUUUAUCAACUUUAGGAUGGCCGAAAAGAAUAUUACCACAAUGGUGGUUUCACAAAAAUUAUACCGAAUUCAUCAGUUCAUACCAUAACAAUUUUAAUACAGAACAAGAACAGUUACUUAAUAAGUCGGUGACAAACGACCCGAUAGGUCAAAUAUCAGAUGAUUUAAAUCCCAUUCUAACGCCCUCUGUGAAUAAUUCGAAUGAAAACGAUUUAAGUACCUCAUCUUUAUCUAAUAAAACAGACUCAAUAACAUUAAUAAAUCCGAAAACACAAUCAACACCGAUAACAUCUGUCAACCAAACACUAAAUUUACAGUUAAAAAACGAUUCUAAAACAGAUGAAGUCUACUUCUCGGCAGAUCUGAUUAACUCUUUGCCAAAACAUUUUGUUUUACUUUCAAAAUUAGAUGAUAUAUUGCCAAUAAUUCUAAACAAAAGUUUUGUACUGGAAAAUAAUCUACAAAAUAAACUAGCAAAGUAUGUUGAACAAAUUGUAACUGCUAUAAAAGAUGAAGGUUGGAAUGGAUCAGAACAUACAGAUGACUUUAAUUGGACAUUUGAAGGAAGUAUUUUAUUCGCUGUCACUAUCAUAACAACUAUAGGCUACGGGCAUGUAACACCACAUACACGCCUAGGUAAAUUUCUUACAAUGAUGUAUGCUGUAUUUGGUAUACCAUUAUUUUUUUGUUAUCUAUCAAACAGUGGUAAUUAUAUGGCAUCAUUAUUUCAAGUUUUCUAUGUGCGCAUUUGUCAACCGGCAUUUAUACAGUUUAAAAAAUGUAUGAAAAAGUGUUUCAAUCAGUUGACUCAUCGAAAAAUUACUCAAAAAUUACAACUAUCACAGAAUAAUGAUAUUUUAGUCUGUGAAAGAAAUAAUUCAACAUUUACAUCAUCAAAUCCAGUAAAAUAUAAAAGAUACAAACGAACACCAACCAGCAAUGUUCACAAUUACUUGAAUACUAACAGGAUUGGUAGUAUUAACAAUAAUCAUCACUUACAUAUGAUUUCUAAUUACAAUCCAAGUGACGAUUUGAAUUUUAAAAAUAUUGAACGAUCAAAUAUAACAUGGAGUGAUAAACAAUCACAAACUUCUUCAUCUAGAUUGUCGUCAUGUAAAGCAGACUAUUUAAUGGAGACUGUAGUAUCAACAACGCCUCAGAUAAAUACAAAAAACUAUUCAACUCAAAUAUUUGACUUACAUGAUAUAUAUGCAUUAAAUCCAUAUUUACAACAACAUACACCAUUUGAAAGUUUUGACUUAUCAAAUUAUUACUCAAAUACCACACAUUCAGUCAAUGAUCAAUCAUUCAAAGAAUCAAUGCAUACUCCGAAUCACCUUGAAUUACCUUCAUCAAUGAAUACGAUAAAUAUAAAUCGUCAGCUAAAACAAUUUCAACAUAAAAGUGAUUUAGAUACAGCUCAUUCUGCAACAAACGAAUCAAAUAAAUCAUCAAGUGAAACAUUAAAGACUGUUCCAAUAUCACUAACUAUACUUAUGAUGACGGUUUAUAUUUUAUUAGGCGCUGCCGUAUUUUGUUUAUGGGAAUCAACGGAUUAUUUGAAAUGGUCUUAUUUUUGCUUUGUAACAUUAUCAACAAUUGGAUUCGGCGAUAUUGUACCAGGGACAAAAAUUGAUUCACAAAAUCCAAAAGAAAAGAUGAUUGCUUUAGCAGUGUAUGUAGCUCUUGGUUUGUCUUUAUUUGCAAUGUGUUUCAAUUUGAUGGAAGAAGAAGUUACUGCAAAACUGAAAAGAAUAGGACGUCGUAUAGGUGUGACAAAAUCGAUAAAAAAGAAGUCAAAAUCUUAAUUUGUUAUUUAUAAUUACGCAAUUGCAUCAUUAUUGAUAUAAUCAGUUGCGCCAACUUUACUGCAAUCAUAAUCUCUUCAUCAAAACUGUCAUAGAAACGAAUAAAAAUCUCCGUAGUGGAUAUAUAGAUAGAAGUGUAAAAAAAAUUUGGGAAUGAAAAUUAUGAUAAUUAACACUGAACAGAGUAGAUUUAUAAAUGAACUGAGAAUCAUUUGCAUUUCAGAGUAAUUUGCGAAUGAAAUAAUUUAUGUGAUA